UCCUCUUCAUUUCCCGGCAUAUUCCCUCUCUGCUUUCACCCGCAACCUGAAAUCCCCCUGCCCUCCCAUGUUCGUGAAAUCUGGGGUUUCCGUUCUGUCUCCGGGAUCCCGUUUCGCUUUCUGAUUCUUCUCUUGUCGACCAGCAGAAUUCGCGUGCGAGUUAUUGGGUCGAUAGUCUGUUCGUCUUGCUGUGGUUUUGUGUCCACAAUUCUCUUUUAUUGUGAGUCAUUUCGGGAUCCCAAUAACAGUGAGGAUGGAGAGCUUUUAUGGUUCUGGAUUUGGAGUAAUAUUGUACGGCUCUAGGAAUUGAAUUGUUGUGGCUUCUUCGUCUUUGGUUUGGGCUGAGGAUCGAGAGGCACUUGCGAUUCUUUUCGGUGCACUUCUGGAUCCACUUGGGCAUUCGAGAGAGCUCGGACUUUGGUGGGACUUUUUAGGUUUUAGGUCAUUUGGAUGAGCUUCAAGGUAUUCGUAUUCCAAUUGGGGAUUCGAUGGCGUGGAUUCUGCUGAUCGACGCGUGGAGGGGCUUUGCUAUUCGGCAUUCGAAUGUGUCGAUCUGUGAGUUUUGAUCACUGAGGCACCGGAAGUUCCGUCUUUCUUUUCUUGUUUUUCGCCGAGGAAUUGGCCUUUUUUCUCAAUUGUGGGUGCGGGUGAUUUCUGUUUUUCUAUGAUCUUGGUGUGCUUUUUUGGUGAAUCGACGAGCUGAAGCUUGGGUCGCUUGGAGGUUUGAUUUCGAGAUUUAAGGUAUUCAAGUUUGAUUUCUAGAAGGAAGCCUGUCCGGAUUACGUUUUCUGGUUUGUGGAGUUGCACUCUGCGCGCUUGGAGUCAUGUUCUACGGGUCUGUUGUAUGGGAUCCUUUGCUAAUUGUAUCUCAGAUUGUGUGCCUUCAAUGCCUCUACUACCUCACCCUCGGGCUGUUCAUGUGGAUCCUAGUUGGAACCCGUGUUUCUCGGUUGACGCUCGUAUAUUUUUUCGACUACUCGACCCUCACCGCCUCGACAAUCACGGGUUGGUGCACAAUGUCGUCGUUUCUACUCACUGCGCUUGCUGGAGCUGGUUACAUGUUUCUUUUAAUUGAGAGGGCAAAGAAAUGCUUGGAUUUUUCAGCAACCCUCUACAUCAUUCAUCUUUUCAUGUGCCUUGUAUAUGGAGGUUGGCCAUCUUCAUUCACAUGGUGGAUUGUGAACGGCACUGGUUUUGCAAUAAUGGCAUUGCUUGGUGAAUGGUUGUGUAUAAGACGUGAAUUACGGGAAAUUCCUAUUACUCGUUUGCGUGUUUGAUAGGCAACAGUUUUUCACGGGGAUGUUGAUCAUCUGGUGACACUGUGACAGCUGCUAUUUUAAAUUCUUUAUGUAUCUUGGAGAACCAUGCUGUAGCUUUGCUUGCCAGCUUAGAUUCUGCUUCCACUGGUUUAAGGGAAGAGUGCAGCUACAAAGCAAAGUAAGAACUGGAGGUUAUCCAGCAUUUUUGUGACAGGUAUUUGGCCUUAUUAAUUUGCAGAUGGACAUAGAUUUUACCAUCCAAUUGUGCUCAUUCAAGCUCUCCUCCCCUUUGUUGUGUCCAGUUUCAAAGGUUUCCUCAAUGAUCUGACAUGAACAGAUGAUAUGAAUAGAAAUUCCAUUCUUUGAUGUUCCUUUUUUAUUUUUAAUUUUAUUGGAGGCAAGGAUUUUUCAUAUGAAAGAAAGGAAAAAAAGAAAAGGAAUCUGGACAGUUACCAAAA
Messenger RNA from Nymphaea colorata (pocket water lily), 1717 nucleotides. RefSeq lists its product as uncharacterized. Gene Ontology annotation, cellular component: Golgi membrane; trans-Golgi network. The record is from RefSeq and is a predicted model, not a curated record. Gene Ontology annotation, biological process: Golgi to endosome transport; protein localization to Golgi apparatus; Golgi to plasma membrane protein transport. The transcript has 3 exons. Lineage: Eukaryota; Viridiplantae; Streptophyta; Magnoliopsida; Nymphaeales; Nymphaeaceae. Bases 825 to 1277 code for a protein of 150 amino acids.